This is a messenger RNA of Colletotrichum truncatum, 897 nucleotides long. Its product is annotated as carbohydrate binding family 6. The record is from RefSeq and is a predicted model, not a curated record. Gene Ontology annotation, molecular function: hydrolase activity, hydrolyzing O-glycosyl compounds. Gene Ontology annotation, biological process: carbohydrate metabolic process. NCBI's taxonomy places the organism in Eukaryota, Fungi, Ascomycota, Sordariomycetes, Glomerellales, Glomerellaceae.
AUGGGAUUCGCGAAAGUUUUACCAGCACUACUCUUUGCUUUGCCCUUGAUUGAGGCCAAGGUGCCCAAAGUCCCUGGAUUUAAGCUCACCUGGGCCGAUGAUUUUACCGGCCGCCGCAAUACCCUUCCGGAUCCCGACAAUUGGAUCAUUGACACCGGCACUAGCUACCCGGGCGGUCCUCCUGCUUGGGGUACCUGGGAAAUCCAGACGUACACCAAUAGCGUGAAGAAUGUCCGUGUAAAUGGGAAAGGAAACCUUCAGAUUACCGCCAUCAGGAACUCUACGAGCGGAUGGACAAGCUCUCGUAUAGAAACUCAACGGACCGACUUUAUGGCUAACCCGGGUGGAAAGAUGAGAAUCCAAGCCAGCCUCAAGACUCCUGAUAUGAAAGGUCACGGUUACGGCUACUGGCCAGCUUUCUGGACUCUUGGCAGCGAGUACCGCGGAAACUACUGGAACUGGCCGUUCGUUGGAGAGAUGGACAUCAUGGAAAAUGUCAACGUAGGCGACCGCGUAUGGGGCGUCUUGCACUGCGAUGUUAACCCCGGCGGUUUCUGUGAUGAAUCCAAUGGCCUCGGUAACAGCACUUCCUGUCCUAACAGUCCUUGUCCCGGAAACUUCCACACCUACGCUAUUGAGGUUGAUAGAUCGGCCGAGCCUGAAAUUCUGCGUUGGUUUGUUGACGAUGUGCAAUACCAUCAGGUCAAUGCCACCCAAAUGUCGAAGGCGGUAUGGGCGCAGACUGUUCACAAGCCUCACUUCAUCUUGUUGAACCUAGCGAUGGGUGGUGGCUUCCCGGAUGGUGUUGCUGGGAUGAAGACACCCUUGAACUCAACUGUUUCUGGUGGAACAUAUGAGGCAGAGUACGUUGCUGUCUAUAACACGGUUUCUUAUUGA